This is a messenger RNA of Grammomys surdaster, 3319 nucleotides long. RefSeq names its product DENN domain containing 2C (gene Dennd2c). Lineage: Eukaryota; Metazoa; Chordata; Mammalia; Rodentia; Muridae. The transcript is spliced from 18 exons. The record is from RefSeq and is a predicted model, not a curated record. Bases 118 to 2889 code for a protein of 923 amino acids.
UGCCUCCAAGUUAAACAUGAAAGGAAAACACUGGGAUCGCUUCAGUUCUGACAAGGCAAAGAACACAGCAUUCUCCAGCUAACUUGUCAUGGCACCUUUCUAAGAGCAACUCUUGUCAUGCACCCCACCGGGAACAUGGAUGUUGGCUUUACACGGUCUGCUGUUCAGACCCUGUCCAGAAGUCACUGCAAAAACAUCAAACAAAAGAUUUCUCAGUGGGAAGGAAGAGCUAACGGUGUAACUAAGACAGCUAAGUUUCACCCAAAGGACUUUGGAGUGAGGUAUAAUAACUGCCACCAAGAGAGUCCCCCUCAUAAGCGUCCCACUGGUGAGGAAAGGAAUGGGGGUUUACCCAGGAACAUGGACACCAAGAGCCGCGAUCAAAGUGAGGAUGAAAGCGAGAGUCGGAAGUGUAAAGACUCCCACUCCUCAGAAGCUAAACCAGACUUCAGCCGGGUAUGUGCUCGGGUCAAACAAAUCGAAAGCUGCCAAGCUGUUGCUGUGGAUCCGGAGGCUUCGUUACCUCCAGGAAACUUCUAUACCUCACAGAUACCAUGGAAAAGCAUAAAAGGACUUUCCCCAGAUAAAGACUUAAAUUUGGCCUUAGCACCUUGUGACUCCACAGAAAAAGAACUGGAUUUCAGUGUUCUGGAUAGUUCUUAUGGAAUAACCAAGAGCUUGGAAAAUAUUUAUUGUGAACCUGAGGGGCAGGAAUGUGGCCCCUCUAUAAAUCCUUUGCCCAAACCCCGUAGGACAUUCAGGUAUUUAUCUGAAUCUGAUGGCGUGCCAUAUAAAGAAAGAAACUGUGACCAAAAGUACUGUGAAAGUAUUUUCUCUGCAGACUCUUCUUUGGCCUAUUCUCAGGAUCCUGAACCAAAGAAAUAUGGUGGGAAGAUCAGAGGGAGGUCCAAGAGGAAAUCCUUUGAAUUUGAGGAUAUUCAGCACUUUCGGAACUCACGGAAGAUUCAUGAAGAACUUGGAAGAAAUGCUGGUUCAGCACUUUAUUUCACACAGUCCGAGGAUAAUAUCUAUGAGGAUAUUAUAUAUCCAGCCAAGGAAAAUCCCUAUGAAGAUAUCCCAGUACAGUCAUUCCCCAUUUGGAGAUCCCCUUCAGCAUGGAGGCUGCCACCUGCUAAGAGUGCCUUCCGAACACCCAAGCUUCCUCCCAAACCCCAGUUCCUUCAGCGGAAGACUAUGGAACUGAAGAACUCUCAAGCAUAUUUUCGAACAAAGUUCACAAAGGACACCACUUUGCCUGUCACCUUAACGGAAUGGAAACUUUUCCGAGCUGGAGAAGUAGCUAACAGGAAAAAGAGAAAUCUCCCACGGCUUGUUUUGAAAAUAAAUGAUACGUUUGAAUCUAAGAGAGGGAAGAAGAGGGUAAAGUUACAGCCUUACACUGGAAAAGAAGCCCCCUCCUCAAAAGGUGAAACCAGUGGGAACGAGAGCGAUGCUGAGUACCUGCCAAAGAAUCGCCACAAGCGCUUGGCACAGCUGCAGCAGUCCUCCAAGAGGAACCCCCACUACCAGACCUUGGAGCGGGAUCUGAUUGAGCUGCAGGAGCAGCAGCUUUUUGAGCUCUUCGUGGUGGUUUCUCUGCAGAAGAAGCCGUCAGAGACACAGUACAUCCCCCAGGUCAUACAGCAGUUCCCUAGCAAGGGUGACCGUGGCUACAAGCAAUCCAAAGACACUGAAGAGAGGCUCAAAGUUAUCCCCAGAUUUUGUUUUCCUGAUUCAGAGGACUGUGUGCCAACCUUAGAACUCAAGAGUGAAACGUUCUCCUUUGUGUUGACUGGGGAAGAUGGAAGUCGGUGGUUUGGCUACUGUAAGAAGCUUUUGCCAGAAGGCAAAGGAAAGCGGCUCCCUGAGGUAUACUGCAUGGUCAGUCGCUUGGGCUGCUUCAAUCUGUUCUCAAAGAUUCUGGAUGAAGUAGAGAAGAGAAGAGAAAUGUCUCCAGCCCUUGUUUACCCAUUCAUGCGAAGUGUCAUGGAAGCCCCUUUCCCAGCUCCUGGCCGCACCAUCACAGUAAAGAGCUACCUCCCUGGAGCUGGAGAUGAGUCAAUUGAACUCUGCCGACCACUCGAUUCACGCCUGGAACAUGUGGAUUUUGAAUGUCUUUUCAAAUGCUUGAGUGUGCGCCAUCUCAUCCGGGUCUGUGCCUCUCUUCUUUUAGAGCGAAGGGUAAUCUUUGUUGCCAACAGUCUAAGCACCCUUUCAAAGUGUGGCCAUGCUGUGGUAGCAACACUGUAUCCGUUCACCUGGCAGCACACCUACAUCCCAGUGUUGCCUGUAUCCAUGAUUGACAUAGUGUGCUCGCCUACUCCAUUCUUUAUUGGGAUUUUGUCUUGUUCCUUACCCCAGCUCCAGGACCUUCCCGUUGAAGAGGUGCUGAUAGUUGAUCUCUGUGCAGACAGGUUCCUACAGGAGGUAUCUGAUGAGGAUGAAAUUAUGCCACCUAAACUUCAAGCUGCCUUGGUGCAGAUUUUAGAAGAUCGAGAUGAAGUCUUGGCCCAGGAGCGGCAGUUUUCGCAAGAUGUGACACUCAAUUCUCUGGUGUCUGAAGCAUUUGUCAGGUUUUUUGUGGAACUCGUGGGGCACUAUUCUCUGAAUAUGACUGUCACGGAGCGUGGGGAGCGUGUAUUCCAGAGGGAGCCGUUCCGGAAGUCCCACACUUCCCGAAGUGUCCGCCACUUCCUAGAUCUCUUCAUGGAGACACAGAUGUUUGCAGGAUUUGUUCAGGACCGGGAGCUUCGGCAAAGUGGAGUUAAAGGUUUGUUUGAAGUCCGGGCUCUUCAAUAUUUGGAAACAAUUCCUGAGUCAGAACCCAGCGGGGUGAAUAGAAUUUUACGAAGUCUUGGAAGCAAAAUGAGAUUUCUUCAUAAGAAAUGAAAUCUUUUCUUCAUUCUAAGCAUAACUGAAAGUGCCAAAGACAGUAUUUUCCCAAGGAUCUGGCUGCUCUGUAGAGUCCUGUAACAUCCUUGUGACUGUAAAAUGAGAAAGAUUGCCGGAAUGACUCCUGUGCUGCAGACCAACUGGGAGCAGUCUAGAACCAGUGCGCUCUCUUCUCCUUCUGAUAUGGGGUCUGUUUGUUUGUUUGUUGUUUGUUUGUUUUUGAGACAGGGUCCCUAUAUAUAGCCCUGACUGUGAUGGAACUGACUCUGUAGAUCAGGCUGGCCUCAAAUCCUGAUGUCACAGAUCUCAAAGAUCUCACAGAGAUCUGCCUUCCUCUGCCUCCCAAGUGCUGGGAUUAAAGGCAGGUGUCACCAUGUCUGGGCAAGUUAUUUUUACUGUGGUGUUUUAUCUUUGGCUAUUGAUGGGU